AUGCAGUCCGGAAUAUCUGCUUCUCAGGAGCUUGUCACUCAGUUCAACAAGUUCUUGGGCGACUCAUCACAAUUCGGACUUCUCGUAACUAUCACCGGAGAGUCCCUGACUCCGUCAAUUACACUCCCGCGAUCCUCUCCAUCGAGCAGUUUCGAUGCCGACCUUCCGAAGCUAUCCUCUUACAUAAAACCCGAUGAACCCCUCUAUGUUAUUCUACGAAGAUAUGACACAGCUCCCUACCUAAUAGCUGUUACCUAUGUGCCCGACACGGCCAAGGUACGGCAAAAGAUGCUGUUCGCGGCGACACGGUUGACGUUGGUGCGUGAGUUGGGAUCCGAUCACUUCCGUGAGACAAUCUUCGCAACCAUGGCUGAAGAGCUGAGUGCCGAGGGGUUCAAAAAGCAUGACCGUCAUAAUCAACUUGAGGCACCCUUGACCGAAGAGGAGAGAACUUUGGGUGAGGUUAAGAGAGCUGAGGCCGAAGCUGGUGCCGGCACGGGUGUUCGUGAAAUCCAUCUCAGCAAAACUAUGAACAUGCCCGUCGCUACCGAUGCGUUGGUCGCCCUAAGCGCUCUUGGUCGUGAGGAGGGAACCGGACUGGUGAUGCUUAAAAUCAAUCCCGAGACCGAAGUCGUAGAGCUAUUCCAAGAUUCCUCCUCGCCUUCCACAAUCCCUGAACUCGUGAAGAGCAUUUCGACAACUGAACCCCGCUUCACUUUCUUCCGAUACAAAGCCACACCACCGAGCGGAGGGGAAGAGAAAAACGUCAUACUUUUCUUCUACACAUGUCCCGCCUCGGCAGGAACCAAGGCUAUUAAGUUCCGAAUGAUGUACCCGCUAAUGAAGCGUGCCGUACUUGAGGUGGCCACAAAAGAGGCAGGGCUCCAUAUCGAAAAGAAAUUUGAGCUUGAGGACCCGAGCGAAAUCACCGAACAGUCCGUUACGUCCGAGUUAUUCCCAGAGGCGGAGGUUAAGACGGCUUUCAGAAGACCUAAACGACCCGGCAGGUGA
Molecule: messenger RNA, 1011 nt
Organism: Daldinia childiae
Lineage: Eukaryota; Fungi; Ascomycota; Sordariomycetes; Xylariales; Hypoxylaceae
Product: Twinfilin
Exons: 3
Coding region: 1-1011 (336 amino acids)
Biological process (GO): barbed-end actin filament capping; actin filament depolymerization
Cellular component (GO): actin filament; cytoplasm
Molecular function (GO): actin monomer binding; actin filament binding
Source: RefSeq, a predicted model, not a curated record